AUGAGUCUCAGUCGUCUACCACCACCAGAACCGCCGGUGUUUUCUGGUGACCCCCUGUUGUAUGCUGGUUGGUUAGCAGCCUUUAAGACAUUGAUAGAAGGGAAAGGAAUUCCACCUCGGGAGCGAAUGCACUACCUGAGACGGUACUUGGCUGGUCCGGCUAAAGAGGCAGUGGAAGGUUACUUCCUGAUUAGUAGUGACAGUGCAUUUGAUGAGGCAAAGGCAGUGCUUGAGCAGAGGUAUGGAAACCCCUUCAAUGUAGCAGAGGCUUUUCGUAAUAAGCUGGAAGGGUGGCCAAAGGUUCAUCCAAAGGACAGUCAGGCACUUCGUAAAUUCUCGGAUUCUCUAAGGCAGUGCGAAGCAGCAAAGAAAUCCAUUGGUUCUUUACGAGUACUUGACGAUGACAGGGAAAAUCGCAAAUUGCUAAUGAAAUUACCGGACUGGCUGGUAAAGAGAUGGGCGCGGAUAGUAGCUGAUUGGCGUUCCAAACAUGGGGAAUACCCACCUUUCAGGCGAUUCACAGAGUUCGUAUAUCAGGAGUCGGAGAUAGCAAAUGAUCCUGUCACGGGGACAUUCAGCAAGGAUCAACAGGCACUAGGUCAGACUCAAAAUGUAAACAAAAUGAUAAGUCGCCCAAAGUCAUUGGUGUUGGGCGUACAUUGA
Molecule: messenger RNA, 663 nt
Organism: Lineus longissimus
Lineage: Eukaryota; Metazoa; Nemertea; Pilidiophora; Heteronemertea; Lineidae
Exons: 1
Coding region: 1-663 (220 amino acids)
Source: RefSeq, a predicted model, not a curated record